Molecule: messenger RNA, 1343 nt
Organism: Drosophila arizonae
Lineage: Eukaryota; Metazoa; Arthropoda; Insecta; Diptera; Drosophilidae
Biological process (GO): regulation of transcription by RNA polymerase II
Molecular function (GO): RNA polymerase II cis-regulatory region sequence-specific DNA binding; DNA-binding transcription factor activity
Source: RefSeq, a predicted model, not a curated record
GUAUCAAUUUGUUUAUAUUUGUUUUCAUGGCAAAUGUUGAAAUAAACAAAUUCGCAGCAUGUUAAAGCAGUGUCUAGUCAAUGUGGACUUCUCGCGACUGCAUGUUAAUCCGCAACUGCGCCCAAAAUGUGGCGAAAUAUUCUACGAAAGCGAAAACGAAUUCUGUAGUUUCCAGCUGGUUUGCUGUCUCUGCGAAAUGAAACAUUUUGCAUUUGAUGACUUCUCGAUGCACAUACGCAACGUACAUUUCGACAAGCAGGGCAAACCGCGUACGCAGGUCAAGGCCGAUAGAAGUGACGCAUGUCAACAGUUGCCCCCUUUAAAUGCAACAGCAUAUGCAGGCGACGAUGAACGGAACGAGGGAUCAGAUGAGGAUGACAACGACGGCGAUGCAUUGCGAGUCUGUUCGUUCGACGAGGUCAAGCUGAAAACAGUGCAAUUGGAAAGCAACAAAAAUGGGCGGACCGAGGAAAGCUGCCAUAGUGCAGACGAGCUGGAUGCACCCACAGCAAGGGUCCCGAGCUUCACUGAUGUCGAUGAUGAUGAGGAGGCAACUGAUAGUGAAACGGAAGCGCAAUCUGUAUUUAAGAAACAACCCGAGCCCAAGGAGUACCCAUGCAAAUACUGCAGGGGCAAAUACACGACUCAGAAGUACCUAAAUAUGCAUGUUAAGGUGAGGCAUCCGCACCCGAACGGCUUCAAGUGCACCGAUUGUGAUGCCACUUUCGACGUGCAACGCGCCAUGUUAUCGCAUCGUCGCAAGGAACACACCGAGUUUCCGUGCAACGUGUGCGGCAAGGUGUACAAAAGCUCACGCACUCUUCUACGCCAUGUGCAGGCCCACUCGGGUCUGCGACAAUUCAAAUGCGAGCAUGAGAGUUGCGGCAAGUCAUUUGUCAGCCAGCACAAUUUGACGUCGCAUCGUCGCGUCCACAGCACUGAGCGCAACUACGUGUGUGAGCUAUGCGGCUACCGCUCGCGCUACCGCGAUGCACUAAUUGUGCAUCGGCGCACGCACACGGGCGAGAAGCCGUUCAAGUGUCAGACUUGCGCGCGCUGUUUCGCAUCGAAGUCGCUGCUCAACGAGCACCAGGCCAUGCACUCCACGGAGCGGCCGUACAAGUGCGACCAUUGUGAGGCUGCCUUCUCACGCCCCAAGGCUCUCUACCAUCACAAACAUCUGCAUUUGGGCGUCAAGAAGUUCAAGUGCAAGAUCUGUGGCAAUGCUUACGCCCAGGCAGCGGGGCUGUCCGCCCAUAUGCGUGGCCACAAAGCGCAGGCCAUCAAUGGCAUUGUUGAUAGCGGCUCAGCUAUAGCCUGCCCACCCCAUCUUUGAGCAUCCC